UGUGUCCAGUUGUUUGGAAUCAAAACAUAACACUAAAAACAGUAAACACUGUUAUCAAAUUGACAACCUGCUCUUGUAAAACUGCUAUCAAACUACUUCGUAUUGUGAUUGUACAGAAAAUUAUGUCUGGUCAUCAUGGGCAUAGCUGUCAAGGCGACCACGAUCACGAUGACACCCCUGAAAUGGGCAUACAUUAUAGUCUGUACACAAAAAUUGACACUGUAAAUCUAGAGUGCCUCAACGAAAAAACCGAGAACUCUGGGAAGGAUGUUUUUAAAGCGUGGGAAAAUCGUUUAAGUUUUGAAAAGUUUGUGGAAAGUGAUGUAGAUGAAGAACUGCUCUUCAAUAUUCCGUUUACUGGGAAUGUCAAGCUGAAAGGCGUGAUUGUGAUUGGAGGAGAGGGUGAAACCCAUCCUUCACGAAUGAGAUUUUGGUUUUGUUUCAGGUUCAAGAACCGGCCUCACAUGACUUUUGAUGAUACGAUGUCGACACCUGACCAGGAGUUCGAACUCCACCCCGACACAGCGGGAACCAUAGAAUACUCGACAAAGGUGGUGAAGUUCUCCUCAGUCCACCACUUGACAAUGCACUUUCCCAGGAACUUCGGCAGCGAGUCGAGCAAGAUAUAUUACAUCGGCCUCCGAGGGGAGUACACGGAAGGGCACAGGCAUGGCGUGACCAUCUGCACGUACGAAGCGCGCCCCAACCUGUCAGACCACAAAACUAACCUGAUGGACAGCGUGACCCACCAAGUGCAGUGAAAAAAAAAAAGGAAAAAUAUUUAUUUACUCAGAAUAUUGCUAUGAUGCCGAUGUGGAUAGGCACUGGUGUCCUUCAUUGUGAGAGUUAAGUUAUUCAUUGACUCUGUUUUCACAUUGUAAAUUUGGUCGAAAAUGUGUGGACCCCACAGGCAAUAUAUGGGUGUAAUGUUGUGAUAUUUACUUAAUUGACGAGUAAAUGAUGUGUUAUGUAAUAAAGUUGUUUCCUGAUUUCUUA
Molecule: messenger RNA, 996 nt
Organism: Bacillus rossius redtenbacheri
Lineage: Eukaryota; Metazoa; Arthropoda; Insecta; Phasmatodea; Bacillidae
Product: PITH domain-containing protein GA19395
Exons: 5
Coding region: 123-761 (212 amino acids)
Cellular component (GO): nucleus
Source: RefSeq, a predicted model, not a curated record